This is a messenger RNA of Anolis carolinensis (green anole), 2982 nucleotides long. Its product is annotated as immunoglobulin superfamily DCC subclass member 3. Bases 214 to 2421 code for a protein of 735 amino acids. The transcript is spliced from 14 exons. Gene Ontology annotation, biological process: cell-cell adhesion. NCBI's taxonomy places the organism in Eukaryota, Metazoa, Chordata, Lepidosauria, Squamata, Anolidae. Gene Ontology annotation, molecular function: protein binding. The record is from RefSeq and is a predicted model, not a curated record.
CCCAACCCAAUUGUCUCCAUGGCGGAGGUGGUGGUGGUGGUGGUGGGCAGUGGUGGCCGGGAGGGUGGGCAAUCCCCAGGCAGUAGGGCCAGGGGUCUCGGCCGGGAAUGACCCCCAAGGCUCCCCUGGAAACUUGGCUCAAGGAUUUUGCCCUUUUCUGAGUCUUUUUUUCUUCCCGGCGGAGGGGAUUGUGGAUGCUUCUCUCCACCUGGGAUGUCCUGGUGGAACCUCUGCCUCCUCCUCCUCCUCGGCCUCCACGGAUGGGGGCUGGCCGACUCCUCCGAGCUGGCGUUUGUCCUGGAGCCGAGCGAUGUGAUCGCCGUCCGGGAGCGGCCCCUCCUGCUCCACUGCCAGGUGGAAGGCGAGGCGCCCAUCACUCGCACCUGGUACCGGAAUGGUGUCCCCCUCUCCAAUGUCAGCCACGUGGCCAUCUUGGCCAACGGAUCCCUUCUCCUGGAGAGCGUCCAUCGGAGACCCCGAGGAGGAGGAGGUCCCGAUGCCACCGCGGCCAAUGCCACUGAGUCCAGCACUGGCGAGUACAGCUGUGCCGCCCAGAACCGCUAUGGCCUGCUGGUCAGCCGCAAGGCCCGCGUCCAGAUUGCCACCCUUUCCAGGUUCCACAUGCACCCGGAGUCCAUGUCGGUCGAGGAAGGCGGCGUGGCCCGGUUCCAGUGCUUGAUCCAGGGGGUCCCCGAAGCCACGAUCACCUGGGAACGGAACCGCACCGCCCUCCAAACGGAUGACUACCGGUUCACUUUGCUCCCCACCGGCAUCCUGCAAAUCACGGGGGUCCGCCGUUCCGACGUGGGGACCUACCGCUGCGUGGCCAGCAACAUCGCCAACACCCGCUACAGCCAAGAGGCUGUGUUGAGCAUCAGCGUCUCUGCCCCAAAACUCUACAAGGAGCCGGUCAUUCUGUCAGGCCCGCAGAACUUGACCAUCAAUGUGCACCAGACCGCCAUCCUGGAGUGCAUCGCCACCGGCAAUCCUCGGCCGAUUGUGUCCUGGAGUCGUCUUGAUGGACGUUCCAUUGGUGUCGAGGGCAUCCAAGUCUUGGGAACUGGCAACCUCAUGAUCUCCGAUGUCUCGGUGAAACACGCCGGCGUUUACGUCUGCGCUGCCAAUCGCCCAGGAACCCGCGUUCGCCGUACCGCACAGGGCAUCCUCAUGGUCCAAGCGCCACCCGAAUUCGUGCAGUGGCCCCAGUCCAUCUCCAAGCCGCCUGGCGGGAGUGCCAUCUUCACCUGCGUGGCCCAAGGCGUACCCGAGCCUCACCUGAUCUGGCUGAAGAACGGCAAAGUCCUGGCGCCGGGAGACAACGUCAAGCUCACCCACAACAACAGCACCCUGAUGAUCCAGCGGAUCACCUCGGCCGACGAGGCCAUCUAUCAGUGCAUCGCGGAGAACAGCGCCGGCACCAACCAGGCCAGCGCCCGGCUGGCGGUGGCCUUGUCCAAAGAGCUGCCCGGCUCCCCCGAAGGCGUCCAGGCCACGGCUCUGUCCACGACCUCCGUCCAGGUCUCCUGGCUGGAGCCCCCCAGGGAGGUGACCGAGGCCAUCAUCGGAUACGUCCUCCACAUCCGAAAAGCCGGAGAAUCGGACAGCCGCGAACUGCAAGAGGCGGUCAGCAAGACCACCUUCCAUCACGUCUUCACCAACCUGGAGCCCUCCACCACCUACUCCAUCUACCUGAAGGCCUACUCGCCCUUGGGGGCCAGCCAGGACUCCCGGCCCAUCUUGGUCACCACCCUGGGCAGCAUCCCUGCAGCCUUGGGUUUCUUCACCAAGGUCUUGAACGCCAGUGCCGUCCAGGCCUUCUGGGAGCUGCCCGCUUCUGGCCGCAUCGAGGGCUUCAAGCUUUACCUCCGGAAGUUGCCCGGCGCCCAUUUCGAGGGGCCCCAACUCUUGCCCGGCACUUCGAACUCCUUCGUCUAUGGAGAUUUGGAACCGUCCGCAACUUACGAGAUCAAACUCCAGGCCUUCAAUGGGAACGGUGAUGGGAACAGCAGCAUCCGGUUUGUUUCGCUUAAGGAGAAUUCGGAGAGGCUGGACAGCAACUCAGUGUGCCAAUGCGGGCAGGAGGGGGACAGCUCUCUCACGGGGAUCGUGGUCGGGGUCCACAUCGGCAUGGCCUGCAUCAUAUUCUGCGUUCUCUUCCUGAUGUUUGGCUAUCGCAAGAGCCUUUUCUGCAAGAAAGGAACCCAAGACAGCUGGACCGUCCCUCAAGGAACCGAACUGGUCCAGACUACAGCCCGGGAGCCCCCCCGUAACCAGCGGAAACCCGAAACUGGGGCAAAACCUUCAGAGAUGGUGGAAUUGGUCACUCAGAAUCCCCCGUCCUCCGAGGGACACAACAACCACAACACCCCGCAUUUCGAAGUGACGAUUGAGCGCUGCCCUCCGUCCCAGCCCAGCGGUUAAGCCAAUGCCUGGUGGGAUGUGGUCAAGCGAGGCCUUGUACGGAUCGUGGUGGCCGUUCCGUAGAGGUCCGGCCUCUCCUUGCCCCACCGCCCACCUGGAAGUUCAACCGUAAACCUCCAAAGAAUCUACCUCACCUUCGCCGGAAGCUCAGCUUCCAGUCCGGCCGCCGUCUUGCUUGUCCACUCCCCCAACCUCUCCCUGUUUCCCCCAUCCCGAUGAUCCCGGAUUAUCUAUUUUUGAUACAAAUACCAAAACUACCUCAACCUAGCCAUCCCCUCUGGCCUGCCAAAUAACUUCCGCCAGAGAGGGGAAAUGGGGAUCCAUCCUCCAUGGCAAUGGGAAGACUCCAGAGCCCGGGGUGGCCAUUUUGAGAGGAAGCCAAAAAAAAUGGAGGAGGUUGACCUCCUGCCUCUCGUUAUAUGGCUGCCUCGGGGUGGACGAGGAAGCUGACCCCACUCCUCCCUGUCCCACCAAACUGGAGCCAAACCCAAUGUCAUGAUCUCCAAUCCUUGACAUCUCUGGUCGGCUGACAAGGAACAGAUGCCAGCCAUAAAACAGGCC